CGCCCCGACAAUACUGUCGCUAUGCAUGGCGAUAGAUUAGCAUGCUGUAUUAUACUUUUAGGAGGAACUUCUGGAAUGUCACGCUGGUGGCAAGGUGUCACGCCAUGGCUGGAUAGCUGCAGCGGGCUUAAAUUAAAUAAAUAGGGCGGCCCUCAGCCCUCCUUGCUGAUCUCGUUCCCUCCUCUAUCCCUCCCUGCAUCUCUUUUUGUUUCUUAUUAUAUUCUCUCGCCAUGGAGGAGAAGACGGACGUCAAAGAGCCCGCCGAUGUCGAGGCCAAGGCCCACACCAGCAGCGACACUGCCCCAGAGUACGACCAAGAUGAAGGCGUCAUCUACAAGUCGCAGCCUUUGGCUCGCAACUUGCAGGGCCGUCAUAUGCAAAUGAUUGCCAUUGGUGGUGCUAUUGGUGCCGGUCUUUUCGUCGGAACAGGUAGUUCUUUGGCCACCGGAGGUCCUGCCAGUCUUGUUAUCUGUUACUUGAUUGUCGGUGUUAUGUUGCUGUGUACUGUGCAGGCUCUGGCCGAAAUGGCUGUGUUGUAUCCCGUGAACGGUGCAUUCUUUACUUACGUUGUCCGUUUUGUGGAUCCUUCUUGGGGCUUCGCGGUUGGCUGGGACUAUGCUAUCACCUGGCUGACGGUGCUUCCGUUCGAACUCACUGCCGCUGCUCUCACCAUUAGAUUUUGGCGUGAUGAUAUCAACGUGGGUGUCUGGAUUACUGUUUUCUUGGUCGUCUUGUCCGCUAUCCAGGUCUUUGGUGUCCGUGGAUAUGGUGAAGUCGAGUUUAUUCUUAGCGCCAUCAAGAUCGCCGCGUGCAUUGGCUUUAUCAUCCUUGGUAUCAUCAUCGAUUGCGGCGGCACUGGACCCCAGGGAUACAUUGGCGCCAAGUACUGGUACAAUCCUGGUGCCUUUGCAAACGGCUUCCAGGGUUUUUGCUCCGUGUUUGUCGUUGCUGCGUUCGCUUUUGCUGGUACUGAGCUGGUUGGUCUCGCCGCUGCGGAAUCGGCAACUCCACACAAGACGAUCCCCUCCGCCUCACGUCAGGUGUUUUGGCGCAUUGCCAUCUUCUAUGUGCUGAACUUGCUUAUGGUCGGCUUGCUUGUACCCUACACUGAUGAUCGUCUUCUAAAAGCUGCAUCUUCAAACACCAAGGACUCACCUUUCGUGAUUGCCAUUCUUGAUGCCGGCAUUCCUGCCUUGCCAUCGAUUUUCAACGUCGUCAUCACCCUGUCCGUCAUUAGUGUCGCUAACUCGUGCACUUUCGGUUCAACCAGAACCAUCCAAGCCCUUGCCGAGCGUGGCAUGGCCCCCAGAUUCUUUUCAAAGGUUGACAACAAGGGCCGUCCCCUGGCUGCAGUCAUUCUCCAAAUUCUGUUCGGUCUGCUCGCUUUCAUUGGUGAGAGUGCCCAGGAAGGCACCGUUUUCACCUGGCUGCUCAGUUUGAGUGGUCUCAGUUAUUUCUUUGUCUGGGGUUCUAUUUGCCUGUCCCAUAUUCGCUUCCGCAUGGCCUGGAAGGCUGCAGGGCAUACCGUACACGAGAUGCCGUAUUCUACCCCAUUUGGCAUUAUCGGUAGUUACAUCGGUCUCGGCAUGAACAUCCUUUGUUUGAUUGCCUCAUUUUACGUAGCUGUCUGGCCCCCCGGCUCGUCCCCCGACGUCCAAUAUUUCUUCCAGCAAUACCUUGCCGCCCCCCUCAUCCUCGCGCUUUACAUUUUCUGGAAACUAUGGAGCCGGAAAUGGCGCAUGUGGAUUCCUGUCUCCGAGAUGGAUAUCCGCUCUGGUCUGCGCGUGGAGCUGCUUGACGGCAACAAGGAGCCCGAUUCACCGUGGACAUGGAAGAAUUGGCCCCUGAAGGUGGUUCGCUUGGUUAUUUAGACCUACUCUCAACUCUCUACACACAUUGUAUACAUGCGAAUAUCGUAUCGUAUUUUUAUCAUGGGUUUUCCAUGUGCAUGGUAACCAGGAUAAGGUUGCCGAUAGGUUGACUGGAUCACAGAUGAGGUUGUAUUGUUGAUAGUGAAUCCUCAAGUUAUUCGAGUCUGUAAUAUAGUUCUAGACCUGUCUCUACGUAAUGUAGCAAUAAGAACAUCUCUUCAAACUUCA
Molecule: messenger RNA, 2099 nt
Organism: Talaromyces proteolyticus
Lineage: Eukaryota; Fungi; Ascomycota; Eurotiomycetes; Eurotiales; Trichocomaceae
Product: amino acid permease
Exons: 6
Coding region: 231-1871 (546 amino acids)
Biological process (GO): amino acid transmembrane transport
Cellular component (GO): membrane
Molecular function (GO): amino acid transmembrane transporter activity
Source: RefSeq, a predicted model, not a curated record